Messenger RNA from Prorocentrum cordatum, 450 nucleotides. The record is from the annotation of a GenBank genome assembly. Lineage: Eukaryota; Dinophyceae; Prorocentrales; Prorocentraceae.
GUCGAGAAGUUCUUUUUGCUUCUUAUAGACAAAAAUCUCUCCGUACCCGUUCCGAUUCUGCCGAUCCGCCGCCCCCCCCCUCCCGCUGCUCCGAGACGGGGCGGGCGGGGGGCCCGAGGCUGCCGCUCCUCGUCCUGGCCCGCCUCGCGGCCCGGGCGCCGUCCCAGUCGCUGUUCGACCUGAGCUACAUGACUAACUUUCCACCUGGUUGCUUUUACACUGGCAUGGAGAUGUCGGACCAGAUGACGGGCAUGAAUAGCACCAGGUCGACGUCAUCGACAGAGAGCUUGAAGCAGUGCCAGCUGCUCGCGCAGCAGACGCCCGGGGCGGAGCACUUCACGUACUACCCCUUCACCGGCGAGUGCAACUUCGCCAGCCUGGCCGCGCAGAUGACUCCGUACAAGCAGAAAGGGGUCUCCAUCGCCGGCUACACCAACUGCCCCACCCAGG